CCGAGCCUAAACGAACAAAACGUAUUUUUCGAAUUGAUCGCAAGACAGUAGACAAAUUAUCAAAAUAGUGAUUAAACGCUUUGGUUUUUGGGAAAACGACAGCAAUUAAAUUCGAUUACUUGUUUGGAAAACUGAAAUUGGCGCAGUGAAAAAAUGGAAUGGUCUUUGAUUUGGAUAGCAUCGAUUGUCAUAAAAUCGCUGAAAUUGCUCCUCAAUUUGGGCAUCAUUAUAAUUUAUCGCAUCGGCUCCGGUGGUAAUUUUCUUGGCGUUGGUGGCACAUGGAAUCUGUGGGAGGAGAAAAGUGCCGGUUGUGAAAUAUUCGCUUCCGGUGUCUUCGUUGGCUUUAUUGUCUAUACAGGCGUGCAUACGAUUGCCUACUUCUUUGGUCCCAACAAAUACAGACACGAACUCACCGACACAAUCAUGAACGUGGUCGGCACCUUUUUGUGGACUCUAGUCGGCGGUAUUGCCCUUCACUACUGGGUCGGCUACAUGGACACUAUGGACUACUCAUAUUUGAGCGUACAACAUGUGCCUAUUACGGCGAGUAGUGAUAAGUUAGUUGGCAUUAUAAUGGGCUCAUUGUGUAUUGUCGAGGGCGCUUUGUAUUUGGUGGACACGGUGAUGAGUUGUCUGCACUACUCAAAGGGUGAUACUGAUUACACGGGUGUAGCGCGUUAAAGCUAUAGAAAAUUGCCAUAACCUCCACGCACAUGCAUAUACACACAUUCAAAUACAUACAUUCAAAUGACAAAUUACAUACCCAGAACUUAUGCGCAACAACAAAAGUUUCAUAAUUGCAUAGAAUACCUGAAGACAUGCAGAUUUCUCUCUACCGUCUACUAGCAUUUAUACAUAUACAUACACAUAAAGACAACGCUGCCUAAGAUAGUUAAUUUCAAGUUGGCAGAAUAUUUAGAGUUAAGUAAAAAUAGAGAUACAUACAUAUUCAUGCAAUUAUUUGCAUAUAAAUGCUGAAUUAUUAUACAUAGUACAUAGAUUGUAUGAAAAAUAUUUCAUUUUAUAUUGGUAAUAUAGGCAUUUUGCAUCUAAAUCUGCCAAGUAAGAUCCAUCAAUCGUAAUAGUUAAUAAAAAUAAUUCUAAAAAAAAAUCAGCUAGAAGAGAAAGCAUUAUACUUUUUCCCAUGGUGGAAUUAUACCACGUGAAAUAAUUAGAGAGAGAAGAAAAAUUUCGACACUGCCUUAUUUGAAAAUUUCCUUAUAAAAUUUG
Molecule: messenger RNA, 1230 nt
Organism: Rhagoletis zephyria (snowberry fruit fly)
Lineage: Eukaryota; Metazoa; Arthropoda; Insecta; Diptera; Tephritidae
Biological process (GO): septate junction assembly
Cellular component (GO): plasma membrane
Source: RefSeq, a predicted model, not a curated record